CAUGUUAACCAGUAAAGAUAUUUGGCAGAAUUCUAGACAGAAUUUUAACUAUUCUAUUCCACGGACGAUGUACUUGGGUAAUCCAUUUUUUCCGCUUUAUUAUAAUUCAUCGCUUGUUAGUCAUGAUCAACCGGAAAAUUUUACGCCAGAGGCCAAUAUUCAGCAGUAUUGUGCUAUGAACGCCUUAUCCCCAUCGGAUAUUUAUUCGGCUGGUUUCCAUUUCCAUAUGACAACUUAUCAAGGAAAUCUAAAUUCGACUUCUCAUUAUUUUACGCAUCAAUUUUCUUCCUCUACGCCGGAAACUAGAGAGGAAGAACAAUCUGUGGAAGAGGAUGAUGAAAUUGAUGUUGUUACAAUAACUGAUGACUUCCAGCCCUUAGAUAUAUCACAAGCUCAUGAUGAUAACCAGACUUCACCAGGUCAGGAUGAGGUACAAGUUAGAGGAAGGCGAUUUCCUGAUCAAGUAUAUAAAAUUUUGUAUAGGUGGUACGAUUCACACAUAGACUAUCCAUACGCUAGUAAAAGUGUAAUUAGAGAUUUAAGCCGUCAAACAAAAUUGUCCAGUAAACAGAUUAAAAGAUGGUUACAAAGGAAACGGAGAACUACAAGGAAUAUUGGCAAGUACUGUAGAACAAAGGAUAACAGCCAAUCACAAGUGUCAUCAAAUGAAGCUGAGGACAUUGGUGAAAGUGCAGUUUCACAAGAAUCAUACACUUAUUCUACUUUUACUAAAUCGUCAGAGUUGGUCGCUCAAUCCAACCAAAUAAAUGCCCAAAAUAGCAAAAUAAAUAAAAGAAAGGUUGAUAGAUAUGAUAGCGAUGAAACUUAUGACAAAAACGAUAAGCACCAAUAA
Molecule: messenger RNA, 853 nt
Organism: Dimorphilus gyrociliatus
Lineage: Eukaryota; Metazoa; Annelida; Polychaeta; Dinophilidae
Source: the annotation of a GenBank genome assembly